AUGGAUCCUGAAAGGGCUCGUCCAUGUCUUACUUACACCCGUUCAGCACCAUCCACCAAAAAACAAAUCCUAUACGCUAAUGUUGAGACAUCGCUACAACAGCAGCCAUUCAACGAGACAACCGACAAGCCAAUGGAACAACGAGAAAGAAUCGUUGAUAAUGUGGAAUCGAAAAGCAGAAAGAAAAGUGGAGCAGUAGAUGAAAAGGGUGAGGAGGAUGAUCUGAUGAUCACUGACGACGCCCUCUCACUUCCGACGACACUUCAGCAAUCGUUCGCCAUAUCGUCGCUAUCAUCUGGUUCCAAAACUGACAGUAAGCGAACCUCAGAAAAACGCUCCUUUUCACGUCUCCGAAGUAAGUCACGUUCCGAAAUAUCGUCGUUAGGUUAUCGAGUGCCAGUUCUGUAUGAGAAAAUGCGUUCUGCCUCAAAUCCCGGUGCGGAUCUAUUUUUCACACGAAGUCGUCAUCCGCACUUCGAACGAUACGUGUCAAGUAAGUUUCAGUGCACACUCACAUAUCAAUGA
Molecule: messenger RNA, 525 nt
Organism: Anisakis simplex (herring worm)
Lineage: Eukaryota; Metazoa; Nematoda; Chromadorea; Rhabditida; Anisakidae
Source: the annotation of a GenBank genome assembly